UCGACGGCGGUAGCCGUGGCAGCUGGAGCGGCGGGUCCGCGGGCUCGCGGGGUGGGCUCGGCUCCGCGCACGCCAAGGCGCCCGCUGCAGCCGCCGGCCGCCCCCGGGGCUCGCGCUGUGUCUUCCGAGCCGCCCGCCCGCUCCAUGUCGCCCGGUUGCGGAAGUGUCGCCGGGAGAGGUGGCGGCGGCGGCGCCAGGGAGCAGGGGAGGCCGGGGCUCGGCCCCCUGCAGCACUGAGCUCCGGGAGCCGCGCGCCCCAGCGGCCCGGCGGCCCGUGCGCCCCGCGCCCGCCGCAGCCUGCAUGCCCCGCGCUGCGCCUCGGCCCGGCCGCCGCCUCCUGCUCGCUCCGCGGCUGCCCGGCGCCGGGAUAAUAUGCUCACUCGGGUGAAAUCUGCCGUGGCCAAUUUCGUGGGCGGCAUCAUGGCUGGCAGCUCCGGCUCCGAGCACGGCGGCGGCGGCUGCGGAGGCUCGGACCUGCCCCUGCGCUUCCCGUACGGGCGGCCGGAGUUCCUCGGGCUGUCUCAGGACGAGGUGGAGUGCAGCGCAGACCACAUCGCCCGUCCCAUCCUCAUCCUCAAGGAGACCCGGCGGCUGCCCUGGGCCACCGGCUACGCAGAGGUUAUCAACGCCGGAAAGAGCACGCACAAUGAGGACCAAGCCAGCUGUGAGGUGCUCACGGUGAAGAAGAAGGUGGGGGCCAUCACUUCCACCCCAAACCGAAACUCCAAGCGGAGAUCAUCCCUUCCCAACGGGGAAGGACUGCAGUUGAAGGAGAACGCUGAGUCCGAGGGCAUCUCCUGCCACUACUGGUCUCUGUUUGACGGCCACGCGGGCUCGGGGGCCGCGGUGGUGGCGUCACGCCUGCUGCAGCACCACGUCACGCAGCAGCUGCAGGACAUCGUGGAGAUCCUCAAGAACUCGGCCAUCCUGCCCCCGACCUGCCUCGGGGAGGAGCCGGAGGGCACGCCCGCCCACGGCAGGACCCUCACCCGCGCGGCCUCGCUGCGAGGGGGCGUGGGGGCCCCCGGCUCCCCCAGCACGCCGCCCACGCGCUUCUUCACCGAGAAGAAGAUCCCGCACGAGUGUCUGGUCAUCGGGGCCCUGGAGAGCGCCUUCAAGGAGAUGGACCUGCAGAUAGAACGAGAGAGGAGUGCGUACAACAUAUCCGGCGGCUGCACAGCCCUCAUCGUCCUUUGCCUUUUGGGGAAGCUGUAUGUGGCGAAUGCUGGAGAUAGCAGGGCCAUAAUCAUCAGGAAUGGAGAAAUAAUCCCCAUGUCUUCGGAAUUCACCCCUGAGACUGAGCGCCAGCGACUUCAGUACCUGGCAUUCAUGCAGCCUCACUUGCUGGGAAAUGAGUUCACACAUCUGGAGUUUCCGAGGAGAGUGCAGAGGAAAGAACUCGGGAAGAAGAUGCUGUACAGAGACUUCAAUAUGACAGGCUGGGCAUACAAAACCAUUGAGGAUGAUGACUUGAAGUUUCCCCUUAUAUAUGGAGAAGGCAAGAAGGCCCGGGUAAUGGCAACUAUUGGCGUAACAAGGGGACUCGGGGACCACGACCUGAAGGUUCAUGACUCCAACAUCUACAUAAAACCAUUCCUGUCUUCAGCUCCAGAGGUCAGAGUCUACGACCUCUCCAAAUACGAGCACGGAGCAGAUGACGUGCUGAUCUUGGCUACUGAUGGACUCUGGGAUGUUUUGUCAAAUGAAGAAGUAGCAGAAGCAAUCACUCAGUUUCUUCCCAACUGUGACCCAGAUGACCCUCACAGGUACACACUGGCAGCUCAGGACCUGGUGAUGCGUGCCCGAGGCGUCCUGAAGGACAGAGGAUGGCGGAUAUCAAAUGACCGGCUGGGCUCAGGAGAUGACAUUUCUGUAUAUGUCAUUCCUUUAAUACAUGGAAACAAACUGUCAUGAAAGUGACCCAGGGGACUGGGAGGACAGACGGGAAGAAAACUGGGAUGCCUCUGAGGAGGGCGGAAUUGGGGAGUGCCUGGGCUGGAUUCCAGGUGAUGCAAUUUCUUCCCAGCCCAGAUGGGGAAUUUUCUGCCAAAAAGCCUCUGGCUUUGCUUCAAGGCAACCCUUAGGUUUCCAUUUCUUCUUUGGUAACGGGUCUGGACACUGAAUAAGAGCAAAACACAAAGCCUGCUACUGAGUGUUAUAUUUCUCUUGGUUUCUACUGUAGGGCUCCUAGGUGGCUACUGCCUGUUUGGGGGCACAGGCAUAAAUUUAUUUAUUUUACCUAGAACAGCAGGGACAGCCAUUCCAGGUGUUACUGGUAGGAGACUUCUGAGCCUGUGAGGCUGCCAGGUUCUCUCGGGUGCAGGGCCACGCUGGAAAGUUGGAAACCAUGCCUCAGAGAGUAUGAGCACUCAUCGUUGUAUGCUCAAGUUAUUUCAGGGAUUCUGCCUUGUGCUUCCCCUUCCUUCUCCCCGCUCCUGUCUCCCUGGUUGUCUCUAUUCUUUUGUGGUAAUAAUGGAGGCAUAGACCUUUUUUUUUUCCCUUCCUGACAUUCCUUGAAUCUUUCCCAUUCCCCUCCAAUAGGACUUUGCAAUUUGUCACUAGACAGUUCCCGUAGCAGAGACUAGCCCAAUCUGGCGUGCCCCAUGUCUUGUGUCCCAUACACACGAUAGUUUUGUCCAGAGCCACAGCCCAUGUGACAGUUUCUUUGCUGUAUAACAUUUACCCACAGAGCUGUGUUUUCUCACCAGAUCAUUGUUCGCUUCAGGAUGUGGGUGUUUCACUGGACCAACAGCUGUUGGUUAUCCUCUGUUAUCUUUAAGGUCCCUCUCUCUGUCUGGAGAUGCUGCUGGGAGAGGCUGAGUUUUCAUUUCUGGCACUGGUGGUGCUCUCCCACCUUGUGUGUCCUGGAGACUUAUAGGAAGCAGCAGCUUGCUGCUUAGGAAGUCCUUGUAUCCAUCAGUCAACCAUAGUUCAUUAGGGAAGAAGGUGGGAUUCAGGCUCCUUGGCCGCUGACUGUUCUCCAGGCCUCCCACCCGGGGUUUGAGCAUCACAGUUCCGCUAAGAGGCGGCUCUUCCUGUCACCUCUGUGCAAGGGUAAAUGGGCUGACACUUGGAUAAAAGUAAGUUUGAAUCAGAGUUAGUUGUCCACCGUAGUCCUCAAGGGAAUCCCGAGAAACCGAUGUGCCGAGACCCCUUUCCCACUGCGCAUCCACCACUACGCAUGCCUCGUGAGCGAAGCGGCGGCACGCAUGUGGGCGUGGUAUCUGCCUCCUUCCUUGCCGAGAGGAACAGCAAAGUCCAGUUUUAAAAUCGCCCAUCUCUUGGGUUGGCUGCUGCCCUGCCCAGAGACCACAGAGUCCUGCCCCUGUAGUCUUCCAGGACAGAAUCGACUUUAUGAUAAUUUGGUGUCAUUGGGACACACUUCCAAACCAGUAAAGAAAGGGACUCAUGGUGUAGUUUUUCCCUGAAAUGCUUGAGAGGCAGUUACAGCGCUGGUGUUCAUGAGGAUUCCUCCCCAGAGGAGAGCAGAGGAAGAUUUCCUCGGACUGACAAGUCAUCCGCAUUCCUGGUGUUGUAGAUAUUUUCUUAGGAAAGGCCUGGUGCCUUCCGACUCAGGAACAAAGUCACUGUGUAGAAGCAGUACCCCGCCUGGCAGGUGACGUACUGUGAGUGUGUGCCAACCCGUCGCCUGCAACCUGGGCUGCAGCUGCCGUGGUGUCAGGACCGUGCAUCCCCCUCCUUCAGGGAGUCUUUCCACCCAAGGCACCUCUGGGGAGUGGCCAGUGGCGACCACUGGCUUCCGAGGCAGCCUGUGAGGCUCUGGAAAACUGUUCGGACGUGCUACAGCAGCGUGGUUCGCGGCUCCUGCCCAGGUCUCAGACUCACGCACAGAUGGGAACUUGAGAAAGCCUUGAAGGCUGUGGAGGACCUGAGCCGCUCUCUUUGGAAUCAUUUCCAGGUUCCCAAUGCCUUUCAGAUUUCUGCUUUUCUGAACUCCCUGGGUCUCACCUUCUCUAAUUACACUCAAGCCACCAGAGUCAGAAUUCGAGUGUGAAUAUCUUAUAGGUAUCGUGACAACAUUCUCCCAAUUUGUUUACUGCCGAGACACAUAUCGACAAAACAAAAUGAAAUCUGGAAAACCCAAAUUCACAUUACCCUAAAGCCUGGAGCCAGCUUGGUUUUAGUUGGAAAGGUAUCCAGGAAUUCUCUUCACGAGGCCCCAUGUGUGGAAAGGUCUUAGUCCUAGGCUAACAGCCUGUUUGUGUUAGAGGCGGGAGGGAGGGAAGAAGACUACAGAUGAGAUAAAUAAAUGAAAAGGGGAGAGUGAUUUGUUAAUGGCCACGGCAGGUCUGCCCAGCACUGAUACUGCUCUGUGCUUUGGGCUUUCUUUGUGCGGGUCUCAUUGUCCCCUCAGGCUCCAAGUCACCCGGUCCCAAAACAGAAACAGUCUGGAUAACAGGUACAUUCCUGGAAAGGUCAGAAGACAGACUACACAUUCAGGAUUCUGCAGAACAUACUGCGAUGCGUUUUUAGAAAUCAUGUAUGUCUGAUGUAGAGCCGGACCUGCUUGCCCCAUAGCCUCAGAGGAAGCCUUGUGUAAUGAAAAACAUUUGAUUUCCUAGUCAAGUCAUUAUGGGUGUCUUGGGGGUUUCGUGACUACUUCCUUUAAUGAGAGCCUCCCGCAACCCUAAAUCUCUCUGUUCGGCCAGCCUCUGCCCUUCCCCCUGGCGGUCCCUCCCUAAAGAGUGUGAACUCUGCAGCGCUUUACCAGGUGGAAGCUAAAGCCUUGUUCCUCUGACACACAAAGUCAGCAGCCAGAGACAUGAAAGGGCGUGCUGGGGUUGUGUAGACCCAGUGACUGUCCUCUGUGGCAGACAGGGAGUGCUGACAGUUGGGCUAGGCCAGAUGCGCAGCUCUUUAACUGGGGCGAGCCAGAGAAGUCGGCAGUUCAGUUAUUUUCCACAGUUUUCAAUUUUGGAGGGUUUGGAAUGUUGAGUUUUUUAAAUUCCUCGCAUCUACCCUCCAUGGGACUGCACGAAGCUGGCUGUGUCUUCCCACCAUGCUCCUCUGCAAGUCCCUUCCCAGAGGGGAAUUAUACCCAGAGGUGUAUAUUGAUGAGCAGGAGUAACAGUCUCAGGAGCCAAAUUUCACUCCAGACCUUGGCCAUUUGGGCAGGGGGUUCAGUAUCCCCAGGACAUCACUAGUUUACACUCCCUUUGGGAAGCAUCUGUUUGUAAAACACUGACUCUCCUUGUGCUCCCUUCCCUUGCUCCUUUCUCGUGUCUGCUGUGUUUGCGAGGGAACUAGCAGCAGAUGCUGCGGUGUGUACAGGUUUGAAGGUAUCACCUUUCCUUCGGCGAGCCAGGACCUCUGAUGUUUUCAAAGUCUGUGUGCUGUGAUGAAAUGCUGGCUUCAGUGAGUCAGUGCUCCUAGGACAGCUGGAGAAAGCAAUGAAAUUGUCUAUGCAAGGAAAGAACAAGACUGACCCUCCCAGAUAUGCAACGGACUAGGAGAGUCUUCAGCCACAGGACAGAGUUUUGUGUUUGGAGCUCACAAAAGUAAGGGCUCCUAAGUACAGAGAAGUAUGGCAGCCUGUAGACCACAGCCCACCUCUGUGAGCAGACUUUGGGUGCUAUGUGGCAUACGUGUGCACACUGGAACUUACAGAGGACACUGCAGGAGCAGCCUGAGUGCCUGGCCUCUUCUGUAAGCCUCGUGGCCCUUUGUCAGACGUGAAUGCCUUUCGAGGGGUUCUGCUUCUUCCUAAUUCAUAAUGUUAUCUGUGUAAAUAGCUUUAGUACUUCUUUUUUGUGCCCUAGGUGAUGUUUUGUUCAUGUAGAUUCAAGUUCAAAGUGACCAAAUAAGGCUGUAAAUGAACUGUUUGUUUUCAGCGAUAGGUAUGCUGAAGAUGGAGGCUGUGACCCCAGCUUCUCCACUCUGUCUUUAGAUGAGCAGUUACCCCUUCACUCCUGUUCUGCCUCUAAUUUCCUUUGUUUCUUUGGAAAUCCCUAGUAAGGAUCAUUUGUGAGAAUCUGUAUGUGCAGUCCGGGUUUCCGAAAUACUCUUCGUACAGUGACUUGAGAGAAUUCUGCCUGGAAAUUGGUUACCGAACCAUGUAUCUUUAGGCUUUGUGAUUGUGAAGUAUUGACUUUUGUAAACCCCCAAAUGAGAGCUGUUUAGUAAAGGGGAUCUAUUUUGUGUGUUUUGAAACUUAGGUGCAAUGUCCCCUGGAAAAAACUCAAAAACUGUAUAUGCUAAAUGACAUUUUAAAUAAAGUACUAUAUAUGUAUAUAUAAAUAUGUAUAUAGGACAUCUUUAGAAAAA
Messenger RNA from Meriones unguiculatus (Mongolian gerbil), 6285 nucleotides. It is a transcript of the gene Ppm1h, whose product is annotated as protein phosphatase, Mg2+/Mn2+ dependent 1H. The record is from RefSeq and is a predicted model, not a curated record. The transcript is spliced from 10 exons. NCBI's taxonomy places the organism in Eukaryota, Metazoa, Chordata, Mammalia, Rodentia, Muridae. Gene Ontology annotation, molecular function: protein serine/threonine phosphatase activity. Gene Ontology annotation, biological process: protein dephosphorylation. The coding region runs from base 373 to 1914 and encodes 513 amino acids.